CUGCUGCCGCCGCUGCCGGCAUGAGGAGGUCGGCAGGGGCGCCGCGCGCCAAGAGGCCGAAGCUGAGGGACGAGCCGGGCCGCCUCAGUGAAAAUGUCCUCUUUGGAAUGGGAAACCCUCUUCUUGACAUCUGUGCUGUGGUGGACAAGGAUUUCCUUGACAAAUACGGGUUGAAACCAAAUGACCAGAUCCUGGCAGAGGAGAAACACAAAGAGCUAUUUGAAGAACUGGUGAGAAAAUUCAAGGUAGAAUAUCAUGCUGGUGGAUCUACGCAGAAUUCCGUUAAAGUGGCGCAGUGGAUGAUCCAGUUCCCCUACAAAGCUGCAACCUUUUUUGGCUGCAUUGGAACCGAUAAAUUUGGUGAGAUCCUCAAAAGAAAAACGGAAGAAGCUCACGUCGAUGCUCACUACUAUGAACAAAGCGAAGAACCGACGGGAACCUGCGCUGCCUGCAUCACCAGUGAUAACAGGUCUCUGAUUGCUAACUUGGCUGCUGCUAAUUGCUAUAAGAAAGAAAAACAUCUUGAUAUGGAGAAGAACUGGAAGCUGGUAGAAAAAGCUAAAGUUUAUUAUAUUGCAGGUUUUUUCUUGACGGUGUCACCAGAAUCCAUAAUGAAAGUUGCAACUCAAGCUUCUGCAAACAACAAGAUCUUCAGUUUAAAUCUUUCUGCACCAUUCAUUAGCCAGUUCUACAAGGACCAACUGAUGGAAGUCAUGCCUUAUGUUGACAUCCUGUUUGGGAAUGAAACAGAAGCUGCCUCUUUUGCUCGUGAGCAAGGCCUUGAGACGGAGGACAUCGAAGAGAUUGCCCGAAAGACUCAGGCACUGAAAAAAGCAAAUCCGAAAAGACAGCGCGUGGUGGUGUUUACCCAAGGGAAGGAUGACACUAUCAUGGCCACAGAAAAUGAAGUAAGAGCUUUCCCAGUCUUAAUUAGUGACCAGAGUGAGAUAAUUGACACUAAUGGAGCCGGAGAUGCCUUUGUUGGUGGCUUCCUGUCUCAGUUGGUCUACGAGCGGCCGUUGACAGAGUGUAUCCGGGCCGGGCACUACGCUGCCAGUGUGAUCGUCAAGCGUUCCGGUUGCACCUUCCCGGAGAAACCUGACUUCAAAUGAUACUGACAAGCUGACGGCUCAACAGGAAAUGCUGCCUACUUCCUGCCCCCCAGUGACCCUGCACUGGCGUUUCUGUACUUCUGUUCAUUUGGACCUUGGCCACAUCUCUUAGAUGCUCCAUCAUCAUCAUGUCGGACUGCAAGAUCAUCCAGGGUGCAGUUUCUGGUGCCCUGCACAUCACACUCACACACACACACACACACACACACGCACAGAGUUCUCAAAGGAAUGCCCAAAUCCUUCUGGUAUCUAGAAGUUUGGCCAACGCUGCUCACCUCGGCCAAAAAAUAAUUCAAUUGGGAAAUAAGUAGACUAACAAUGUAAAAGCCUAAAAAAAGGGUUGGGCCUUGAUCCCUGGUGUGGUUUACUUACCUUCCCAGCUGAAUCCUGGUUCUCUUGCAGUAAUGAGGAAUACAAUCAUGAUUUCUGGGGUGACUCAAGAUUGUAUGAUUUGGUGUAGGAAAUUGGAUGCAGAUUCCUCAGAUGAGAGGUAGGACUUUCAUUCUUCAUGUUAACUUGGAUUUUGGCUAGGAAUCUCAUUUUCCCAGAACAGGAUCUGGUUGUUUUGAUAACUAAAGGCCAUAAUAGGUAUGGGCCACUUACGAACCCAUGGCUGCAUCUCAAAAAGUAUAGACGUAUUAUGCGUAAACAGAGUACAGAAAAUUCAUGCAGGCUGUUUCUUUGGGACAUGCCAAAAUGUUUUAUUUCAACGCACAGUUUUAAGACAAUAAGGGGUACGUCAAAUAAUGGAAAGAUCUUUUAUUUGUAUGACAGUAUUCAAGAAACGCAUUCUCCAAAGUAAUUUACUAUGUAAUUUGAUACUGAUAAAUAAAGGAAUUGUGAUA
Molecule: messenger RNA, 1957 nt
Organism: Thamnophis elegans (Western terrestrial garter snake)
Lineage: Eukaryota; Metazoa; Chordata; Lepidosauria; Squamata; Natricidae
Gene: ADK
Product: adenosine kinase
Exons: 11
Coding region: 21-1112 (363 amino acids)
Biological process (GO): purine ribonucleoside salvage
Cellular component (GO): cytosol; nucleus
Molecular function (GO): adenosine kinase activity
Source: RefSeq, a predicted model, not a curated record